Messenger RNA from Spodoptera litura, 1965 nucleotides. Its product is annotated as abasic site processing protein HMCES. Gene Ontology annotation, molecular function: single-stranded DNA binding. Gene Ontology annotation, biological process: protein-DNA covalent cross-linking repair. NCBI's taxonomy places the organism in Eukaryota, Metazoa, Arthropoda, Insecta, Lepidoptera, Noctuidae. The record is from RefSeq and is a predicted model, not a curated record.
GCAACAAAUCUUGGCUGCCAUGCGACGAUAAGUUGUUCCCACGGCAAUGGGACGAAUACCGCCAUCCUUCUUGCGUAGGGCACAUAGAUUGGCCCCAUACAAAACGUCGAUGACGGAUUCGUGCACAUUGCACACACUUCUACACAGAUUAAAAAUAAACAAACUCUUUCAAAAACACCUGUUCAACUGAAUGUUUCUGUCGAGAACGUUUCUGUUAACCCUUAAAUUGUAGGUUCAUUAAUAUGAAUACCACCUAUGUAGUAAACAUAAUUUCUUCCACAUUUUAAGUGUUUUCACGUAAUUCAUAUUUUUCAUUGCUCUAGAAUAUAAUAAUCUGCGUCCUGUCCUGUCAAAUCGUUCAAACUUUUUUGUCUUUGGUACUAGACAACUGUCAGUCGCUGAAUGAAUAGUUUUCGAAAUUUUUUGUUUUGUGUUCUUGUUUGUAUUAUAGACGAGGAAACUUAGAACUUUAUUGAGUAGAAGCCAGACAUACACAAAAUAGAUUAUUGUAAUAAUAACAAGAAUGUGUGGACGUACUGGAUUAUCAUUACAGAAGGAUAAAGUACAGUGCGCUUGCAGUUAUAAAUCUAAAAAUGAUAAUCAUUAUAUUAAACCAGAAUGGCUUCCAGAAUUCAAUGCAGGGAAAGACUAUGUACCUUCAUACAAUAUUGCUCCAACUGAUGUAACUCCAGUUCUGGUCUCUUCUAGUAGAUUCCGUAAUGUUGUAGACUGCGACAGAGUCUUAAAACCCAUGAUGUGGGGUAUUAUACCACCAUGGCACAAAGGGGACUAUAAAUCACAUAACUUAAGUACCAAUAACUGUCGUCUUGAAAAUAUAAAAAGUUCCAAACUAUACAGUCCAAUACUGAGCAGUGGAGGUAGAUGUAUAAUAGUUGCAGAAGGAUUCUAUGAAUGGCAGACCACCAACAAGUUUUCUAAAGUGAAACAACCAUAUUAUAUUUACGCUCCUCAGAAGGAUGGUGCAAAGAUUGAUGAGCCUGAUACAUGGCAUAACAACUUUGAUGAAAAUACAGGUUGGGAAGGAAUAAAUCUUCUCUAUAUGGCUGGAUUGUACCACAUCUGGCAAAAUGAAGAAACAAUCAUUUAUUCAUAUUCUGUCAUCACAAUGGAGUCCAAUGAAACAUUAGAUUGGCUGCAUCACAGAACGCCUGCUAUAUUGGACAGUGAUGAACAAAUAGAGGCAUGGCUAGACAUAGACAAUGUUAAGCCCGACAUGGCACUGGGCUAUCUUAAACCUAUAAGACGAUUAUCGUGGCAUCCAGUUUCAACUGCAGUUAACAAUUCAAGAAAUAAAAGUACUGAUUGUAAUAAGAAGACACUGGGAGAAGAUAAGAGUAAGAAAAAAACACAAAAGACACUACAAUCUUGGUUUGUUAAAGCUGAAAAGAGGAAAUCAACUGAUUGCAGUGAUUCAGACCCCAAAAAGUCGAAAACUUGAAUAAAAAUGCGAUAAAUGUAAUAAUCAUAUUUAUUUUUGAACUCCUUAGCGUAAGUUGUCAAUCACAAGCAUUAAAAUCACAAAUUUUGCUUUAAUAGCCACCUUACCACCUUAGCUAGCCAAUACAGCCUUCUAUAAUUAAUUUUUGUUACUAUCAUUUUGAGUUGCUUAAAUCAUUAAGGCACCAAUAAAUCUGCCAAAAAUAAUGUGAUUCACCUAUGUUAAAUAGGCUGAUUGGUCAUUUUGGUGUUAGAUUUACUUAAUAAGACAAAAGUUACUUCUAAAUGUCCAAUAUUUUUUUGCAAUUACUUAAUAAUUUAUCAUGUAAACUAAUGGCACUGCCCCAUAUAAAACUUAAAAUAAAUCUUCAGGAUAUAGCUGCAAUAUUGCAUAGUUUGGUUAAUAAUGUUUAAUGUUGCAGAAAAAUUUUGGCUGUUUAGGAGCAUAUCAAUAAUUGUAGGCCACCAAAGAUAUGUAUGUACAAAAAUACACUUAAAUAUUUUCAA